Messenger RNA from Agrilus planipennis (emerald ash borer), 742 nucleotides. Its product is annotated as dynein light chain Tctex-type-like. Gene Ontology annotation, cellular component: cytoplasmic dynein complex; cytoplasm. NCBI's taxonomy places the organism in Eukaryota, Metazoa, Arthropoda, Insecta, Coleoptera, Buprestidae. Gene Ontology annotation, molecular function: dynein intermediate chain binding. The coding region runs from base 239 to 589 and encodes 116 amino acids. The record is from RefSeq and is a predicted model, not a curated record. The transcript has a single exon. Gene Ontology annotation, biological process: microtubule-based movement.
UCUAUGUUUACUGGUUGUCAGCGUUGAUAGGUUGUCAGUUAAUUGUCAAUUGCAUUGUAUUAAUUGAUUAAUAUUUAUAAUAUUUGUUGUAACACAUUCCUUUGAAAGACUUUCCUCGGUUUGAAGUUUAUGGCUUUUUAACUGUAACGUAUCAAAUUAUUGUGAGUACAGUUCCAGAAGAUAUUGACGUACAUCAAAAACGUAAAAGAAGUAAUUUAGAAAAAGUGUUGUCUUGACAAUGGAUAAGAUUGGUGAGCCAGAAUUUCAAGAAGAGGGACAAUUCGUGGUUGACGAUGUUAGUAAAAUAAUUAAAGAUGCAAUUGAAACUGUGAUAGGAGGAAAUGCUUACAAUCAAACCAAAGUAAACAACUGGACAACCUCAGUUGUUGAGUCAUGCACCUCUGAACUAACUAAAUUAUUAAAACCAUAUAAAUACAUUGUUACUUGCACGAUAAUGCAGAAAAAUGGAGCUGGACUUCAUACUGCCAGUUCUUGCUAUUGGGAUAACAAUACAGAUGGUAGCUGUACAGUUCGCUGGGAAAAUAAAACCAUGUUCUGCAUUGUAUCUGUUUAUGGUCUAGCUAUUUAAUUUUUUAGUAAUUAGAAUUUAAGUUACACACUUUUAUGAUUUUAUAUUUUAUUUGCCGUUGUCUCUUUAAAUUACGUGUAUUUAAAAUUUACUGUAGCUUGUCUUAGUGUCAGAUAUGAUGUUUAUGCUUGUAAAAUAUAACAAUGAAAUGAG